Molecule: messenger RNA, 4596 nt
Organism: Penicillium oxalicum
Lineage: Eukaryota; Fungi; Ascomycota; Eurotiomycetes; Eurotiales; Aspergillaceae
Product: E3 ubiquitin-protein ligase SSM4
Exons: 2
Coding region: 1-4596 (1531 amino acids)
Cellular component (GO): endoplasmic reticulum membrane
Molecular function (GO): zinc ion binding
Source: RefSeq, a predicted model, not a curated record
AUGGACUUUACAACCCAUUCACCUCGGAGCCCCGCGGCCACAUCGUCCAGGCCCGACGUGAUGAACGACCCGGCUUAUGACAAGCGAGAUGCUGGACCAGAAGAUGCGGAUACAUGCCGAAUAUGCCAUGGAGAAGGAUCGGAGGAGGAACCGCUGUUUUACCCGUGCAAAUGCAGUGGCAGUAUCAAAUAUGUCCACCAAAGCUGCUUAGUGGAGUGGCUGUCACACUCGCAGAAGAAGCACUGCGAACUUUGCAAGACACAUUUUCGAUUCACGAAACUCUACGAUCCAAAUAUGCCAAACAGCCUUCCAACGCCACUCUUCCUUCAACAAGCCUUCCUCCAGGUGGUCCGGACUCUCAUCACCUGGUUGCGAUUUGUUCUCGUGGCUUUUGUAUGGUUGGGCUGGCUGCCAUGGUCGAUGCGAGCGAUAUGGAGGGCACUUUUUUGGCUUGCGGAUGGCCGUUGGUCGGCUGCAGGGUCUUCUCAACAGGCCGGGUCGAGCUCCAGUCAAGCUACGAAUCACACAGGUAGUGCCGCUGCCGCUUUAACAUCGAUUGGCCUUGCGGAUUCAAGUUCCACCUCUGCCUUGCCGUCCGCUUCCGCAAUAGCAGUGCAGCCAGGGCAAUCACCCAGCAAUGGCUUCCCUACUGACGAGCCGCUAAUGCUCACUCUGAUCAAGAAACUUAUUCCGAGUCUUUUUGUCCCUGCAUGGUCAUCCAGCAACAAUGGAAGCAUACCGCAAGCCAGUGACGUUUCCAGCACAUCAAAAGCACGCUACCCGUCAUGGCUCUCGGACGUCAAAUUUCUCAGGGCCUUGACGCCUUAUCCGACCAUUAACAAUAUGAUCAUCGACACCCUUGAGGGGCAGUUGAUCACACUUCUUGUCGUCGUCGCCUUUAUUCUUCUAUUUUUGAUUCGAGAAUGGGUGGUCCAACAGCAGCCCAUGGCAAAUAUCGCAGAGGGAGAGCGGGAGGCUGCAUUACAAUUGAUUGCCAACGAUCGAAUCGUUGACGAUCUCGGUGGGCCACAACCAGAACCGGCGGUGGAUCAUCUUGACGAAGAUCAUGAACCCGAUUUCCGUCUACCCCGGGAUGCCAAUGAUGCUCUACCUGGCGGUCCCCGGCAACAUUCCCCUGCGCCCUCGUGGACUGAUUCGGAUGACGGUCUUCCUGCAUAUGAAAGACUGGCAGAGUUUCGUGAUGAAGAAUUCCCCAGACGCCGGUUUGGAGAUGAUGAUAUGGUGGACUCCGAUCAACCAGAACAGGAGUCGGCAGACGUCCCAUAUCCAUCGGACGUCUUGUUGCUUCGAGACAUCCUGAGACGGGCCAAUGGUGAUCGUAAUGAGAUUCUACGAAUUAUCCGCCGCGAAGGUCAUGAAGCAGAGCUGGCUUGGAUUGUCGAGGCGAUGGAUAGAGAACCAGACGAGCGCACGGUUGCCGGACCAUCAUCUCGCGUGGAAGAUCUCUACAUGGCUCACCGGGGAAGCUCUUCAAAUGGACUUGGAGCGGAAAUUGCAAACACCCAAGGGAGCGCCGACACUCCUGCCUCGUCGGCUACAGCCCAAGCUCACAAUGAGGCACAUGUGGGAUCAGCAAACGAACACCAGAACAUUGCAAAUCCAGAACCAGAGCCUGUGAAAUCCUUAGUUGAGCGAACGAUUGAUUGGUUUUGGGGAGACAUUGCGCCCGAAGGUCAUGAUAACGACGAUGGCCUUUUACAAGAUGAGGAACGGAUUGUGCAGGACCCCGCUCUGGAAGAUCCCUUCGUUCCUGUUCAAAACCGACUGGACCAGCGGCCCGCUGAAGAUGCGGCUGCAGCUGCGCCUGGAGCCGACGGACCACUGGAAGGCAACGAUGCGGAUGCUAUUGACGGUGACGAUUUUGACGGCAUCUUAGACCUCAUUGGCAUGCAAGGUCCUAUUUUUGGGCUCCUCCAAAAUGGGGUAUUUUGCGCACUUCUUAUUGCAUUCACUAUAGCGAUUGGGAUUUGGCUUCCCUACCUAUGGGGCAAAAUCGCUCUUGUCCUUCUAGCCAAUCCUUUGCAACUUGUCAUCGGUGUGCCUAUGACAGCUGUCACCAUCAUCGCAGAUAUUGUACUUGACACUCUCAUUGGGUCCCUGGGCUACGCAAUGUAUUGGUUAAGUAUUGUCUUGAAAGUACUCACCAGUCCAUUCGGAAAUUUCGGGCCCGCAUUCGAGUGGAUGUCGACAUCUCGGUCUUUUACCAGCACCUCUCUCUCAUUGAUCGGCAAAAGCACGGACCGGUUGAACAAAGUCGUCCGAACAUUUUUGAUACUUCAAGAGUCCGACAUCCCCAUGUUUUCUGUGCUUUCUCACCAGGCCCUCAAAUUGCACCAGGCACGGAUUGUGGCUCUGUGUAGGUCUCUGUUCGCUGUCUUCAAGUUCACUCUUCAUGACUUCCCUCUGCGGUUAAUGACGGGGACCCCUGGCGCGUUCAUGAACGACUUCAAGCUUUCGGAUAUCGCCGACGUUACAGCACAUGUGAAGGCCUCUUUUGGUAACUUGACAAUCUCGUCGAUUUUUGCUAGUCCUGGGCCUACGCUUUUGGGUACUAAUGCUGCCCGAACAAACUCUGCUGCUAUCUAUCUUGAGGAAGAGUUGGCUGUAUGGGACACCAAGGAUCGUGCGAUAGCCAUUGCCAUGGGGUAUCUCCUCGCCACCAUGGUAGGCUUUCUAUAUCUGCGAAUCAGCGGUCUGCUUGCCGGCGCCAAUCGUGGCCAAAGAGUCGACGGAGUCGUUGCUGAAGUGCUCCUUCAAGCUGGAGGUGUCAUGAAAGUGAUUCUGAUCAUCGGCAUAGAGAUGAUUGUUUUCCCUCUGUAUUGUGGUACCUUGCUGGAUGUUGCUCUCUUGCCUCUCUUUUCCGGCGCGACAAUAUCCUCGCGUAUGGCAUUCACGGUGGCUUCUCCUCUGACAUCUCUGUUUGUGCAUUGGUUCAUUGGGACAUGUUACAUGUUCCACUUUGCCCUAUUCGUGUCCAUGUGCCGAAAGAUCCUAAGAAGUGGUGUCCUUUACUUUAUCCGUGAUCCUGAUGACCCCACCUUCCAUCCUAUCCGAGACGUGCUCGAGCGCAGCAUCACCACUCAACUUCGAAAAAUUGGCUUCAGUGCUCUAGUCUACGGCGCCUUGGUCAUUGUCUGCCUUGGUGGCGUUGUAUGGGGGUUAUUCUUCGCGUUCAGUGAUGUUUUACCCAUUCACUGGUCAUCCAGUGCGCCAAUGCUGGAAUUUCCCGUGGACCUCCUUUUCUACAAUUUCGUGCUGCCACUCGCACUGCAGUCCGUCAAACCCUCAGAUAUCCUCCAUGACGUCUAUGAUUGGUGGUUCCACAAGUGUGCUCACUUCUUGCGGCUGAGCAACUUCUUCUUUCCCGAAAGACAUCCCGAGGAGGAGGGACGCCACGUCCGGCGGACUUGGUGGAGCUUCCUUCUUGGUCAGCAAGGUGACUGGAAGCACCCGGUUGUCAGCAACAACGGUCAAGUUGCAGCUGAACAGGAGAGUCAGGAUGUCUAUUUCCUCCGGGAUGGCCGCUAUGUGCGCGCUCCAGCGUCUGACCAAGUCCGCAUCCCAAAGGGCACGAGAGUCUUUGUGGAUGUGACUGAAGACAACAGUCGGCUUGACGGCCUCCCCGAUUUGGAUGAUGGGCUUCAUGGGCGUACGAAUCCUAAUUUCACGAAAGUCUACAUUCCCCCUUACUUCCGGACUCGCAUCGCUGCUUUUAUCGUCUUGAUCUGGCUUUUCGCUGCUAUCACUGGCGUAGGUAUCACAGUGGUGCCGCUCGUCAUGGGACGCGUGAUUGCUUCCGUCUGCUUUUCCAGCCCCGUCCCCGUCAACGAUAUUUACGCUUUUUCGAUUGGUCUUUCAGUGGUGGCUGCCCUAGGCUACACCGCGUACUACUGCCGGGUAGCUCUUCAGGCUUUGCGCGAGAAUCGGAACGCAUAUAUGAGGUCGCCACGCGAGGUUGCCAAACUUCUAGGCAGCACUGUACUCGAUUUCACCAGGCUCUUGUAUCUUGCGACUGCCCUGGGGGUGGUGCUUCCGUCGCUCUUUGCUCUUCUCACCGAAUUGUAUGUUUUGAUUCCGGCGCACACAUUCAUCGCAGAUGGGCAAGACCACGUCAUACAUAUUGUUCAGGAUUGGACGCUGGGGGUCUUGUAUGUCCAAAUGGCGAUCAAGCUCAUCCUUUGGCAUCCCCAAUCCUGGGCAGCGGCCGCUCUCAAUGGCGUCUUCCGCCAAGGCUGGCUCAAGCCCAACGUGUCCCUCGCAACCCGUGCGCUAAUCUUGCCAAUGGUGCUUCUCGCCUUCAUCGCAAUCACUGCCCCGCUCUUGCUAGGAUUCGUAUUGCGAUGUACCCUGUUCUUCGCGCGUGGCGGAGCGCAACCUGAAAUUUAUCGCUUCGCUUAUCCAGCCACCCUCUCGGUCGUUCUGGCAAUGUGGAGUGUUCAUUUCAUUGUGCGCAAGUUGACAAUUUGGCGCAUCCAUAUCCGCGACGAUGUCUAUUUGAUUGGCGAGCGGUUACAUAACUUCAGCGAGAAGCGGGCGCGGGACGUUGGAGUCUCGCGACGGGUUCUCACGGGCUAG